UUUUAGAGGAAUUUUUACCAACUUUGAUAAUGUUUAAGAGAAAAAAAGARCAAAACAAGGCUGACAAAGACAGCAAGAAUGAGYUGGCUAGUAUGCUUGGUGGACUGGGAAUGGACCCCAGUGAAAUGACUUUUGGAAUUGACGUAAAUGCUGAUGAUGACRGUGAUGAUGAUGACGAUGAAAGCUUAGAGGCUGAGCUGGCUGCAUUGCAGUCAGAAGGCGGUCGAAACAAAAGAAAACAAGAUGAUGAUGAUGAUGAUGAUGAUGAUGACCUAGACAAUCCAGAUCUUCUGGCAGAACUCCAGUGCAUUGCUCCUGAGGAAAACGUAGUAUCAAGAAAAGAUCCAACUCCUGUUUUACAACCAACAAAAGCUGAUUCAUCACAGGGAAAUGCAUCCUCAUCAGAUAUGUUWCAAUUGACUGAAAGAGAAAAAAUGUACCAAACAGCAAUAGAAAAUGCAGAAAMAGCAGGGGAAUCRUCCAAAGCCAGAAGAUAUGGAAGAGGCUUAAAGCAAAUAGAACAAAUGAUUAAGCAAUGUAAAUCUGGGAAGCCUGUCGACCUUAAUGAAUUGCCUCCAGAAAUAUCUACAGCCUCAAAAGCACCACAAAGUGCUCCUGCAACUGUACCAUCUCCCGCACCAGCUGAACCACAGAAACCAAACCCAGAAGUUCUACCAAGUGUUAGUCAGUUGAAGAAGCCAUCUACACCAGACCAACAAGAAAACAAGCAWACUAGUGGGGASCAAGAAAAAGCAUUAGARCUACUAAAAACAAGACAAAGUCACUAUAAAAUGGCUGCUUUGAGCUGCAAGAGAUCUGGUGAUAUUGCYCAAGCCAAACAUUUUCUAGCUAUAUCCAAGCAAAUUGGAACCAUGAUGGCUGAUGCUCAAAACAACAAACCAGUUGAYUUAUCAUCAUUACCUCCAGAGCCAACUCUCCCAGCUGCUCCCGCUAAUCSUCAUAUGGAAUCAGAACCCAGACAACAAUCAGGUAGCCCAACAAGAGAGCCAGGACCCAGUACUCAGCAAACCGACCCUGGUCCACCCCCACCCCCUAAGGAUGCCAAUGAAGCACUUCAGCAGAGAUUGCAAAAGUAUCAACAGGCAGCAGCGAAAGCACAAGAAGAGGGGAAUUCCAGUAAAGCCAGAAGAAUGGGACGAAUUGUGAAGCAAUACGAAGAUGCCAUUAAAGCUUACAAAGCAGGCAGACCAGUUGACUUUGAAGAGCUACCUACUCCACCAGGCUUUGAGGAAAUUCCUCUUCCCAGCAAGCCAGCUCCACCACAACAAACACAGGCACAAGCAGAACCACAGGCACCAAAGCUUUCAGUCCAAAUCCCACAACCUGCAGCUCAAAUACCACCGCAAAGACAAGGGUCCUCAACGAGACAAGGACGCAAUGAGCAGCAGCUGAACUUCUUAUUAGAGAGACAAAAAGAGUUCAAAACAGCAGCUCUCAAGGCAAAGAAAGCUGGUGACAUUGAUGAGGCUAAGCAAUGGUUAAGAAUGGCAAAGGGUUUGGAUCCAAUGAUUGAAAAUGCAAACAAUGGUCUCAGAGUUGACUUAACAACAGUUCCUCCAUCUCCAUUGGCAUCACAAGGACCAGCACCAACAGCCUCAGCUAACUUUGUUGUGGUUGAGUCAGGUGACUGCAAACCUAAUCCCACUACACCAGAGGAGGUAACAGAACUGUAUGCCAGACUUGAAGAUGCUUUAAUYAAGCAAACAGAGAUGUGCAUCAAAAAUGGAAAACAUUAUCAACAGCUAGGAGAUCUGAGCAGUGCUAAAAUGUAUGAAAAGAUGGCCAAAACGCUUCAUCAAGAUUUAGAUUCUGUCAAAAGUGCAAAGAAGCAUAAAGAUCCGCCACCGAAAUUCCACUACGAAAAUAAGACAUUUACCAUUGUUAAUUCUUUUCCAGAUUUGAGCGAUUCUCAAGUUGAAAUAGAAGUUGUUCGAUGUCUGAACAUUCCUCUUCCUUCAGGAUAUGAACCCAAGGACAUGUAUACAUAUGUGACGUUUGAUUUCCCAUAUCCCAGCUCUGACGAACCGCAGAGUGGAAGAACUAAAACAGUAAAACAUUCAAUAAAUCCUGAUUACAAUGAAUCGUUCAAAGUCAACAUMGACAGAAAAAAUAGAGCUCUAGCAAGAAUGUUUAGACGACARACAGUAAAAUUUGAAGUCAAAUAUGAAAGAAAUAUUUUCAAGGGUGACAAAGCCUUGGGUCAGGCACAAAUCAAGUUGGCUCCAUUUGAUUCAAAAUGUGAAAUUCACGAGUGUGUCGAUCUAAUGGACACUGAUAGAGGAAGAAGGUCUGUUGGUGGUAAAGUAGAAGUGCGACUAAAAAUCCGUGAACCAUUGACCGACAAAGACGUGCAGAUGGAGAACUGGAAGUGGCUUGUUAUCGAUAUGCACCUUGGUGGACGCAGGGCACCAGAACUUGAUGUGGAAUCGAUAACAKCAAAAACUUCACCAAAACCUGGACGAACCGUGAAUCAGGGGAGCGUCAAUGACCUGGUCAGCCUUGAAGUCUUGAAAAUGGAGAAGCAGCUAGCGGAAAGGCAGAUUUCCGCUCAAAAAUCCAAAGGACAUUCUCCAUCUUCAAAUAUUGUUCAACGGUACCAAGAAAUAAAUGGAAAAUUGAAUAGCAUCCAAGCAAUGCUCAACAAGGCUGAUAAACAAGCACUGACAAAUUAUGUUUAUCAGCUUACAAGUCAGAUGAAAGUGGAACAGUCAAAUGCUCAAAAAGCCAUGCAAACAGGAAAUAAGACCGAAGCACAGCUGUGUCUGACUCGCAAGAAACUAAUGCAAAACGAGAUUAUCUCCCUCAAACCAAAGCUGGGAUUAAAAUGAAAUAGAAUAGAACUGCAGAAUUGAAUAAAAAAUGGAAAGAUGUUCUCCGAGACAAUAUGGUGACCRGAACAACUCUUCAGURAACUUUAAAAUCUAUAACCGGUUUAUCAUGAGUCYAGUCCUUCAGAUUCUUCGACUUUCCAGUUGUCUUCGCACKAUUUUGCUUGCAAAACUGAUYACAGRAUAUAAUUUGUCGGCAUUYAUCUAAAAAAUUCUAAAAUGUAUGAUCUGAGUCGAAAAGUUUUAUYUUCAGUUUAAAAUAAAAUUUCAGUCACUCAGUUUGAGUCGUGGUACGGAAA
Molecule: messenger RNA, 3148 nt
Organism: Exaiptasia diaphana
Lineage: Eukaryota; Metazoa; Cnidaria; Anthozoa; Actiniaria; Aiptasiidae
Product: coiled-coil and C2 domain-containing protein 1-like
Exons: 29
Coding region: 30-2849 (939 amino acids)
Biological process (GO): regulation of transcription by RNA polymerase II
Cellular component (GO): nucleus
Molecular function (GO): RNA polymerase II cis-regulatory region sequence-specific DNA binding; DNA-binding transcription repressor activity, RNA polymerase II-specific
Source: RefSeq, a predicted model, not a curated record